CCAAACCUUGACAACGAUGGUUGCCUCACACCCCUCUUCCUUCUCCUCAUCUCAUACCACCCUCUCGCCUAGAACCCCUCCGGCCCCGAUCCUUGGUGAAAUCCUCAGCGAAUUCUCCGCAUCCCGAUCGCUUCCUGACCCUUGUCAGGCCGGAUCUUCCUCCGAAUUCCCGGCGGGAUCGAUCGAAUUGCCUCGAUCAAGAACGUCGCCCACCCAAGAAGAGGAGGCGAUACCGGACCCUUGGGGUCGAUUGCUUGGGGGCGCGGUUUCUGGCCGCGCCGCUGUGCACGCACGAUGGGGGCGCCAAAGCAGAGGUGGACGUCGGAGGAGGAGGCGGCGCUCAAGGCCGGCGUGGCCAAGCACGGACCGGGCAAGUGGCGAACCAUCCUCCGCGACCCGGACUUCAGCGCCGUCCUGUGCCUUCGAUCCAAUGUUGACCUCAAGGACAAGUGGCGCAACUUGAGUGUUACUGCUGGAGGAUAUGGGUCAAGAGAGAAGGCAAGAAUGGCACUGAAGCAAGGCAAGCGUGCACCUAAGCUUAUCACUGGACCAAUGGACGUCGAUGCAGAUAAUCUGGACAAUGCUCAAAAUACAGUUAUCAAUGCAAAACCAUUGGCAAUUGCUGUUGAAUCCAGGCAGCAUGAGAGUAGGCAGCAUGAGAACAGUUCAGAGAAGUCAGUUGCCAGGCUUGAUGACCUCAUAUUAGAAGCUAUAAAGAAGCUUAAUGAGCCUUCUGGGUCUAAUAAAACGGCCAUUGCUACAUACAUUGAGGAGCAAUACUGGCCACCUACUGAUUUCCAACGAUUACUUUCUACAAAAUUGAAGGCACUGGUUGCUACUGGAAAAUUGACGAAGGUAAACCAAAAAUACAGAAUUGCACCAAGUUCAGUAUCAUUAGGUGGAAGGAGCACCAUGGUCUACUGUACCAAAGACAAUGGAGAAAAUAUUAGUAUUAAACAGCUAACUAAGCCUCAAGUGGAUGCUGAACUGGAUAUGAUGACACACAUGACUAAGGAAGAGGCAGCAGCAUUUGCUGCAAAGGCAGUUGCUGAGGCUGAAGUUGCCAAUGCAGAAGCUGAAGAGGCAGCAAGGGUUGCAGAGGCUGCAGAAGCUGAGGCUGAAGCUGCAAAGGCUUUUCUUGAUGCUGUCAUGUUGACGGUGCAAAACAGAAAUACUGCUUCUGCGAUUCUUCGAGCUUUUUGAUCUUCUCUACUAGGCGUGCCGUGCAUUUGGCUUCAAUCAGCAGAACUUUGUCAAGACAGUGCUGGUGUUCUUCUGCAAAGCUUUUAUUGAUAGAUGAGUAAUGAGUUUCUUGUAUAGCCUUAUAGAUGAAGAUGUUCAAUGAGGGGAGGGGGUUUUCAACAUCUUGCUACUGUCGUGAACCCUGACUCACCAUUUCAGUUGAUGUCAUCCAGUGGCACCCAGCUAGAUAAUAUACCAUGUAAUUGGCCAUGUGUUGUGUUUAGCCAAUCAGCAAUGCAAUAACAGGAACAAACGGGGAAUAGUAUUCAUUUUUUCCCUCCCUUUUCCAAAUUUGUGUUUAUUUGUAAUUAAACCCUAGCCAUUUCCCCUUGGUUCAAGUGUGUCAUGAAAUAGCAUUGUAGCGACAGAAAUGCCGCAGGAGCUGUCUUACUUUAUGCAAAUUAAUGUGAUAGGCUAUUUAUCAGA
Molecule: messenger RNA, 1668 nt
Organism: Brachypodium distachyon (stiff brome)
Lineage: Eukaryota; Viridiplantae; Streptophyta; Magnoliopsida; Poales; Poaceae
Product: single myb histone 2
Exons: 6
Coding region: 295-1203 (302 amino acids)
Biological process (GO): nucleosome assembly
Cellular component (GO): nucleosome
Molecular function (GO): double-stranded telomeric DNA binding
Source: RefSeq, a predicted model, not a curated record